AUGACUCUGCGAGGAGCAACUCAGGAUUGGUUCCACACUCUACCGUCCGCUUCAAUAGGCAACUUCAAGAAGUUCGCCAUCAUUUUCACAAAGAAGUACACCUCCUACAAGACGGUCAGAAAGCAUGCAGACCACCUGUUCAACCUGCGCAAAAAGCUAGACGAGUCUCUACGAGACUACCUAAGACGGUUUAAGGCUGAGAAGGCCAACAUCAUAGGAUGCAACGACCAAGUUGCAUCCUCAGCUUUCAAGAAGGGCUUGCCAACCGAGCACGAGCUAUACCGGGAGCUGGCCAUAACUCCAAAUCAAACCUUGGCAGAAGUGUUCGCGACGGCAGACCGCUACGCACUUUGGGACGAUGAUCGUAUCGCCACAAAGAAAGCUAGCAAGCAAGUUGACCACCCGACGAAGCAGGCAAGCCAAAAGAGCAACAAGUUCGAGCAAAAAGCCCGAGAUAAGGGCAGAUCGCGGCCCCAAGAGGGAAGCUUAGAAACAGGGACCUUCACUGAGUUCGCUAUCCCAAUCCACCAGAUCCUAGCUCAGGUGAAAGAUAAGCCGUGGGUGAGGAGACCACCACCCAUGAAGGGAGACCCCUCUAAAAGAGACACCAGCAAAUACUGCGCAUUCCACGGGGAGCACGGUCAUUACACCAACAACUGCAACGCUUGGAAAAGGCACCUUGAGGAGCUGGUCAGAGAGGGCCAUUGCACAGAGUUCGUUGCAAAGAAGGCUAUCCAGCAGAUCGAGGAUCGUGAUGCAGCUGCCAAGGAACCUCCCCAAAAGGUCAUUCGAAUCAACACCAUUCUAGCCGACUCCCAAGAGUCCGGGCUGACCACCAAGGAGCGCAAGAGAAAGAUCGCUCAGGCAACUUAUGUCUCCCAAGUCACAACGGGAGUACCAACCAUUGGGGAUACACCUAUCAUCGGCUUCCAGAAGAAGGACUUGAUCGGGCUUGACCUGCCACAUAAUGACGCCCUAGUCAUCUGCAUCCAAAUUGAACAAGCUGUGAUCGAGCGAGUUCAUGUAGAUGAGGGCAGCGCAACCAACAUCCUGCAACUAUCUGUUAUCCAACAGAUGGGGUUCGAGCCCAAGAUUAGCAAACUUGCCAGAUCGCUCACCGGCUUCAAUGGGGCCACAUCAAUCACUGUUGGAACGAUCGACUUGGAUGUCCACUCACCCCCAGUAGUCUGCUCGCAGACCUUCAUGGUCAUCGACGAGGUUUCCCCCUACAACGGAAUCUUGGGCCGACCGUGGAUCAGCAAGAUCGAGGCCAUCACAUCUGCUCUACAUCAGAAGAUCCGUUAUCCCAUCCUUGGGGGCGGAAUCGGGCAGAUCAACAGUGACCAAGCCAUGGCAAGGAGAUGCACCGCCCAAGGGCUCAAGAAGAGCAAGCAGCUGCAGUUCACACCAGUAAUGCAAGCUGCCAACGAGGCAGGAAGCGCUCUUAGCAGACAAGCAAAACCCGAAAGGGAAAGAAGUUGCUGA
Molecule: messenger RNA, 1485 nt
Organism: Prunus armeniaca (apricot)
Lineage: Eukaryota; Viridiplantae; Streptophyta; Magnoliopsida; Rosales; Rosaceae
Source: the annotation of a GenBank genome assembly